CACUUCCGGAGUGCUUUCCAACCUCUCAACAGUCUCUCUCUCUCUCUCUCUCUCAUAUACAUAUGUAUGUAUGGAGAUGAAAACAAGCUCGUCGAUUCCCAAUUUCAUCAAAAUCACCAGAGCCAAGCAAAAGAUUGGAGGAAUUGGAACCAGUAGAUAAAUGGGUAUCCAGAUUGGGGCAGCUUACUGCCAGAAUCACCGUAUGAUGAUGAUGUCGAGGUGGCUACACUCAUCGUCUUCGUCGCAGUUGCUCUGCUUUUGCAGCCAAAUUGGCAACAACAGCAGGAAGAACAAGGCAUUCGGGGUUCAGAGAUCUGUCGGUGGAAGGAAAUUAGGGUUCGGAUCAACAACUGUUGUCUCUUCUUCAUCAUCGUCGACUGGCGUAGCGGAGCCAAUCGGCUGGGACGAGUGGAAGCCUGAGAAGGGCUCUAAAUCUCCUCCUCUCAGCGAUGUCUUCUGGCCUGCUGCAGCAGGGGCGUUUGUGGCGAUGGCGGCGUUGGGGAAGAUGGACCAGCUGCUGGCACCAAAAGGGCUUUCUAUCACAAUUGCACCACUGGGGGCUGUUUGUGCUGUCCUCUUUGCCUCUCCUUCCUCCCCUGCUGCCAGGAAGUAUAAUGUGUUCAUGGCUCAAGUCGGCUGCGCGGCGCUGGGUGUUUUGGCGUUCUCGGUAUUCGGAGCCGGCUGGCUUGCGAGGGGCGCCGGCCUGGCAGCCGCCAUAGCUUUCAUGAUCUAUACUCGCUCGCUGCAUCCACCAGCUGCGAGCUUGCCCUUGCUCUUCAUCGACGGAGCGAAGCUGCACGGCUUGAAUUUCUGGUACGCUUUCUUCCCCGGCGCCGCCGGCUGCGUGCUUCUCUGUUUGAUUCAAGAAUUGGUUUGUUACUUGAAGGACAACUUCAAGUUCUGAUUCAUGAUCCAUCACUUAUGGAGAUUACCAUGGAUGAAGAAGAUGUAUGAGUGAAAGGUCUAGAAUUUAUUAGUCGAUUUGUUUAGUGGGAUUAAGGUUCGAGUUAUUAUUGUUGCUAAUUUGGUCAAGUAAAUAUUAGAAUUUACAAUGAUUAUAGGUUUUUUUUUUUUUUUUUUUGAAAACCACGUGAAGAUUAUGUAUUUUCUUUUUUCUUUUUUUACAAAUUAGGCUUAUUUUUUAGAUUAUUAUUCUCAUUUAUAAAUUAAUUGGAAUGUAGACAAUCAAAAUUGGCAAAACAACUAUAUCCAUCUUUGCAAGCAA
Diospyros lotus (date-plum) is the source of this 1225-nucleotide messenger RNA. RefSeq lists its product as uncharacterized. Lineage: Eukaryota; Viridiplantae; Streptophyta; Magnoliopsida; Ericales; Ebenaceae. The record is from RefSeq and is a predicted model, not a curated record. Bases 161 to 904 code for a protein of 247 amino acids. The transcript has 5 exons.